This is a messenger RNA of Anopheles coustani, 933 nucleotides long. RefSeq names its product general transcription factor IIH subunit 3 (gene Tfb4). The transcript has 6 exons. Gene Ontology annotation, biological process: regulation of DNA-templated transcription; nucleotide-excision repair. Bases 1 to 867 code for a protein of 288 amino acids. The record is from RefSeq and is a predicted model, not a curated record. Gene Ontology annotation, cellular component: transcription factor TFIIH holo complex; transcription factor TFIIH core complex. Lineage: Eukaryota; Metazoa; Arthropoda; Insecta; Diptera; Culicidae.
AUGGAUGAGAAUAAAGACGCCAGCCUGCUGGUCAUUGUGCUGGACACCAACCCGUCCCAGCGAAUAAUUCGCCAGAAGCCGCACAAUCUCACACAAUGUCUCGACUCGAUCGUGGCCUUUGCAAAUGCCCAUCUGAUGCAGAAGGCUCAAAAUAAGUUGGCCGUCUUGGCCUGCCAUCAUCACGCGACGGAAUUCCUUUACCCUACACCCGGAAAACCUUUGGACAUCCGGCAGGUUGAUGGACAGUACGAAGUGUUUACAUUGGUGGAGAAAACUAUCAAGCAGAAGUUGGCCAAUCUGAUCAAUAAUGCACCGCGGCUAACGACGCCUACGGAGUCUCUGCUCGCCGGAAGCAUGUCGAUGGCGCUGUGCUACAUUGCAAGGAUAAACCGUAACAAAGCCCCCGGUGCCAAGAUCAACUCCCGUGUGCUGGUCGUUACUGGAAGUAACGAGUGUGCGUCGCAGUACAUGACCUACAUGAACGUGUUUUUCACUGCACAAAAGCAAGGCGUGGUCAUAGACGUAUGCGCCCUGGAUAAAGCUCUCAGCUUGCUGCAGCAAGGAUGCGAUAUUACCGGCGGGCAGUACCUCCGGCUGGAGCAAUUGGAUGGGUUUUUACAGUAUCUUUUGUGGGUAUUUCUUCCAGAUCCUCAAAUGCGUUGCAAACUAGUACUACCGCCACCGGUUAAGGUGGACUACCGUGCCGCAUGUUUCUGCCACCGAGAACUCAUCGACAUUGGUUACGUGUGUUCGGUUUGUCUUUCGAUUUUCUGCAAAUUCAGUCCAAUUUGCACCACCUGCCACACUGUCUUCAAGGCUCCCGCUCCGAUAGCAGCUAAACCGAAGAAGAAGAAAAUGAAAACCUAAUCCAUGGUGAUAUCGUUUGUUUUUCUUUAUCCCUCAAAUAACAUGUAUUUCAUACUAACGUGCCGG